Tricharina praecox is the source of this 1179-nucleotide messenger RNA. RefSeq lists its product as uncharacterized. The transcript has a single exon. The record is from RefSeq and is a predicted model, not a curated record. NCBI's taxonomy places the organism in Eukaryota, Fungi, Ascomycota, Pezizomycetes, Pezizales, Pyronemataceae. Bases 482 to 784 code for a protein of 100 amino acids.
UGUAUAGCGCAGUCCCCAUCCAGAUUUCUCAAAAGUCGGAAACCCGAAAAGAAGUCCAUCGUUACUUCUUACUUACGCAGCUGGUAAGUUUGAGGUCAGCCCCAUACGGUACCAUAUCUACCAGGUACGUACUCGAGGUACAUACAUGGACUAGGUAUGUGGAGUAACUGUCGACGCAGGAAUCCCGCAAGCAGAUCAGCAGAGUCGCCUCCGACCCUCCCCUCUCCUCUCCUCGAGCUAGACCAAGUAUCAUGUAUUAUACCAAGGCGAAACCCCCGCUCCCUUCCAACUCGACGGAAUUAGCAGUUACAUGCUGCUACCGACGGCCAUGUACCGACUGCUACUGCUACCUACUGCUACUGCUUAUGCGGGGUUUUUGGGCAAAUCGGUACCUACCUGGACAGUGCGCAAGUCGCUAUAUUGCCGUAGGUAUAUGAUAUUUGAUUUAAUGUAACGAUACCUUACAUUUUAAACGUACAGUAUGUGGAGUACCGUACGCGUGGUGAGACUUUUCCAUGGUUUUGUUUUGUUUUUCUCUUUUUCUUCCUUCCUUCUUUCUAGAGUAGAGUACUUUCUCCCCGGCACUCCCCGGGAAAUAGUAUCGGGAUGCAAACAAAAACACAACAGCAGCGACAACAACAACAACAUCAGCAUCAUCAUCGCGUGGCAGUCAGCACGAGGUGAGCAAAGCAAGCACCGCCAGGAGCAACGAUGUCCGCAGUCCGCAGUGCGUAGUCCGCCGCCGCCACCGCCGCCGCCGGUUCGUUUUCUUUCCCAAAACUGACAAUAACUGGAAGUCUGGAAGGCAUGAGAUGAUGCAGUGGGGACUGGGGACUGGGGAAGCGGGUCCGUCUUGCUAUGUAUGCUGUCUACCUAUGCUGUCUAUGCAUAUUAGUUUUAGUUGCAGCGUAGCUACUCUACUUGCAUACCCAUUGGCCGAGCGCCAGAGCCAGACGCAGGCCGAGUUCGAAGGAGCAAGCUGGUCGAGGAGUCGGAGUCGGGUGGGUUGGGUUGGAUUGGUCACGGGGGCGGGGCGGGGCACCGAGUACUCUACAUACACUCACUACGAUUUCCGCCCAGACCUUACCCUGCGUGCGGUGUCCGAAGUUUUUCUUUCUUUCUUUUCAGAUGGGGAUCUCCACAAGGAUAUGAAACUGCCAUCGCUGCAGAUAGUGUCUG